AUGUUCAUCAAAGCCGCCCUGGUAUUUGUGGUGGUCCUGGGUCCUGAGGCCGUGUUCGCACUCGCUUUUCAGGAGUAUCUCGACGCCAGACGAUUGAAGAAGAAGCUCAAGGAGAUCAUCAACAACCCCAAAGAGAAAGGCAAUCCAUGUGGAGAAUGUAAAAGAACCGAGAAAUGCGAGGUAUGCCAACGAAAAAAGUUCUUGGCCAUGGUCGAUAUGAAAUUCUGCUACUUCGUUGUCAUGGGCGGCCUACAGGUCGACAUCUCUGACAUCAAACCAUCAGACUAUGUCCGAUUUCACUUCCAUGGCGACAACAUGCCCGAACCCUUCCUCUUAAUAGAGCUGGCCAUGCUUGGGUACCUGGACAAACUCUUGGUUGAGCAUACCGUAAUUGAGGACAAGAGCAAAGGAGCACUGGUGCAAAAGUGCGUAGUGCUUGUGCAAGUUGCAUGGAUGGGGAUUCAGUGCAUUGCCAGAAAAGCUGUGGGGUACCCCAUUUCUCUGUUGGAAUUGCACACCUUUGGCCACGUUGUGGUUGCAAUGUUACUGUAUCUGUGCUGGUUAAAUAAACCACUUGACGUGCGACAACCUGUCUUUGUUAGGCCUGCCGAGUUCAAAGAUAAACGGGAUACUGAGGGCUUUCAAGAUGCGUUAGCGCUAAUGGUUCAGGAACAGUUCUGUGACCUACAGAAUUUCACUGGCUUUCUAAACCUGAAGUGGAAACAAGAACAACUGAACAAGCUGAAGGCUUCCAAAGAAGGGGAUGGUCGGAACCCUAUCAAACAAGAGACAUCCCGGAUUGUCAUCAAUCAGAUGGCCCAAGGAGCGACGCCUCAGCCGACUCCAGCACACCAACUUCAGGAAUUUAUAGAAUCCGGACAGUCGACGACAGACUCACAGGACUCUGUCCUGCCGGUUGCGAUUGAAGAGGUAGACCCGAACCAGCCACAUAUUGGGGAUCCGGAAACUUUCGAUCUAGGGGUUAACCAGCAACUCCCCUGCGGAUUCGGCCACAUGCCCGUCUCUCAACAGCCGAACUGGAGAUGUAUUUGGAACGGUGCGGACAACUGGCGAGUUGACAUGAAAAACGCAUACCGCCCGGUCCGCGAAGAAGACAAGCUCUCAAUCCGUCUCACCCGGGCCGAUCGUUGCCGUGCGGAAAGAGCAGCGAGACACAUUGAGGUUGUUGAGAGACUGUACAGCAUGAAACCAGUCGAGCAACCAGAGCCCUACGCUUACAUCAGAUAUGGAUCAACGGGCCAGCAUUAUCGGUACCUCGAUCUUGCAUACAAGACCGCGUUUCAAAGUCUCAAGUUUGAGGUCGACAAGCUCAACCCACUUGCUGCCAAACGGAAGGAUGAAACCCAACACGUCAGUGACAGCGAACAACCUACGCCGAACACCAUCGAUGUUCAUCGCAAGGGACUAUGUGAGGAAAGCUGUCCCAGAGUGAUCACACGGUACGCGGCCUUCCUAGAUGCCAUCUUCAACGGCAUCGGCGGAGUGAGCCGCCUCGUCUGCACGAUUAUCAGCGUUUUGAUUGGCGCUAUCCACCUAGCAGCCUGGGACUCCGUCUUUCCUGGACGAGUCGAGAGUAUUAUUUGGAAGAUAGCGAGCGUGACGAUGAUGGCUACCGUUCCUGCUGUGUUGUGGUAUCGCUUCCAAGUUGUCUUGCUCCGGCGAUAUCACUUCCAGUAUCACCGGCUGGGUUAUCAGACGUCGCAUCUUUGGCUCACGCGGUUCCUUAAUGCCUGGUAUUUCUUCGUGGCUAUAGUAUUCCUGGUAUUUUUCAUUGUCGUUCGGGGGUAUCUCAUUGUGGAAUCGUUUAUCAGUGUUCGUCACAUGGCUUAUGGCAUUUACUUUGUUCCGGACUGGCUGCAGAUCUUCCCACACAUCUAG
Neurospora tetraspora is the source of this 1899-nucleotide messenger RNA. RefSeq lists its product as uncharacterized. The coding region runs from base 1 to 1899 and encodes 632 amino acids. NCBI's taxonomy places the organism in Eukaryota, Fungi, Ascomycota, Sordariomycetes, Sordariales, Sordariaceae. The transcript has 4 exons. The record is from RefSeq and is a predicted model, not a curated record.